AUGAAGGAGUAACAGAUGGCUACUGAUGUCAGUUUGGGGUGGGCGGAGAGGCGGCGUCCAGCAAAAAAAGACAUUUGUCCGCUGGAGUCAAAACUUUUUAGGACGGAUGGAGAGUCCAUCGCCCUUAAACUGGACAAGAGGUCAUCGAUAACGUCCACGCCUCAUAAGGGAUGUUCUGCUGGGGACAGACAGGAGGAGGAACGAACACCUGUCUCAGGUGGUGGGAUAUUGGUGGAGGAAGUGGUUGCCAUGGAGACCAGCGAGGCCAGUGAGGACGAAAUGGGCAGACUGGACAUCGACCUGGACAGGAAGUCCAAACAGCACAACCUGACGUCCAGCAACGUACGCGCCAUCCUGCAUGAGGUGAUUACUCACGAGCGUGUGGUGGCCAUGAUGAAAGCCGCCAUCAGAGACACUCAGAACCUGCCCAUGUUUGAGCCAAAGAUGACUCGAUCCAGACUGAAACAGGCCGUUCAGCAGGGACAGCGUCUGAACUGGAGUCUGUCAGCAGUGAACACAGCUCUGCUGCAGCCUCCUCAGUUUGUUGACAUCGAUCUUGAGGAAGAUGAAGACUCCUCUGAUGAAGAGUAUUGUCCUGAUGAAGAGGAGGAGGAGGACGACACGGCCGAGGAGACCUUCCUCAGUGAUGCAGACAGCUUGGCUUCACCUCCCAGAAUGCAUCAGGGCUCUCAACCCAAAAUACUGACAGACCAGAGGUCCGAUGAUCCUGCACAGAAAUCUUCAGGACACCAGGGGGGACAGGUGUCCACCUCCGCCUGCGCUCCUCAUCACCUCCUCACUGCUCCUGAGACUUCCUUCCUGGAGAGACUGAACGCUGUAGAGGAGGAGCUGGACUGCAGCUCUGCCUACACCUACAACCAGUCUCAGAGCAGAAAAGACAGUGAUGAUGGUGGUAAUGAGGGCUCCAGCUGUUUGGCGUACCGCACACGCUCCAAACUUCCUCUGGUUAACGUUCCUCUGGGUCAGCUGGAGGCGGAGCUUCUGGCCCCCGACAUCAGCGCUGACAUGUACGAGCACAGCGGAGAGGAGGACCGUCACUGGACGAAGUGGCUGCAGGGUCUCAUGGCCCCCGACAAUGAAGAGGAAGUUGAUGAUGAUGACGACCCUGAGUACAACUUCCUGGAAGAUCACGAUGAACCUGAUAUGGAGGACUACAGGACGGACCGGGCGGUCCAGAUCACCAAAAAGGAAGUGAAUGAGCUGCUGGAGGAGCUCUUUGAAACGCUCCAGGAGGAGGAGGUGGCAGCUGAGGAGCAUGAAGAGGAGCACGAAGAGGAGCAUGAGGAGGAAUUGUCUUUACAGAGUGGGCCAAAAUUUAACGUCCCCCAGGCUUUACGUUUUGAAGCACCAUUAGCCAACAUGUUGACAGAGCGACGGCUGACCGUCAGGAAACAGUACGAAGCUCAGCAGCAGAGGAGAGCCCUGCAGGACACUACCAAUCAUCACCGUGACAACGGGAACCUGAAGGGCACACCCAGCACACAACAAGAGACUGUCACUUCUGUCCUAGUGCUGCCGAGCCGAGUCUACCCCGCCCUCCACCUGGACCGAACCCAGACGCUGCAGCUGCAGCAGCAGAUACAGCAGCACGUUCAGCUGCUGACACAAGUUCACCUGCUGACUCGACGUGUGAGCGGCCUGAACGACCAGUCCUGCCUCACCAAACACUACCUGGAGGAGCUGCAGCAGUUCGCCAGCCGUCAGGAGCAGCUUUUUCUCCCCAGCAGUUUUGCGGUGUGUAACCUGAAGGGGGCACUGGAUCUCCUGCAGGAGGUGGAGCAGAGAGCCGAGCCUCCUCCUGCUCCUCCUGCUCCUGCUUCCUCCAGACGCUGGCUCCCCAGGAUGACUCCUGCUACCAACAGCCACGCCUUUCCUCUGCUGCCGGCCGACACCGCCUGGCUGUUCGCCACACGUCCUGUCUUCCUUUACCCGGAACUACUUCCUGUAUGCAGCCUGGAUCCCAAUCUCCGUACCCGACAACACCGGAAUAUUUACACUGCAGGAGAGGACGGGUUGCUGGUUCUCGGUCUGAAGCACUUCGAGGGGACGGUCCAGUCGGAUCAGCUGAUCAGCUCCUACCUGCUGUGUAAGUCUCGAUGGAGCUUGCAGAAACACGUCAGAGAGAUGAGCGGGCCGAGAGCGCCGCACAACAGCGUCAUCAAGAUGUUCCUGACGCAGAGAGUCGUCCCCCCGCUGCCGCUCACCUGCAGCAGAGUCGAGCCGGGAGACCAGCGCCCCCCAGUGGACAGGAACACCUCCAACAUGCCAAACUGGCUCAAGAACAGUCAGCUGAUCAUCCAGAAGACCCAACUCAACUCCUCCUGUUACCCCCGCUCCCUCCCCCCGGGCUGCACCCUGAGGCUCCACCCCUACUGGGUCAGCAAGUCGGCCCACCUGGCUCCCCGUCCCCACAGACGCCUCUUCACCUUGGCCCACAAUGCAUCUCUGCUGCCACUCGCCAAAGCUCCAUCAGACAGACAGGAGGACUCAUUGGCGGAUGUGCAGACAGUGAGGCAGUCAAAGAAACGAACAGAGAGACAGGUGGACCGACAAGCAGAGAGACAGGUUGACGUGCAGCCAAUCAGCUACCUGUCUCUUCCUCACCCAGGUGUUACGCUGCUCUCCCCUGCUGCUCCAGGAGCCCUCCCUGCACCUCCUGUCCAGUUAACCGCCGUUCACACAGUCCCCCCUGUCCCCUCUGUCCCUGUGUGUGCUGACAUCAUCCAGUCCUGCCUCCCUAUUGGCCAGAGGACACAGCAGAGCGUUUCUAGGCAACAAGGCAGCGCUCCCAUACCCCUCCUUCUCCCCCUCCCCCCAGUGACCAACCCUGACACUACAAAUCCCAUAAUGCCUUGCUCAGCCAAACCUUUGAAGUCGGGGUACUUCCUGGUCCAGAUGGUGGUGACGCCACCAGCUCCGCCCACAACUCUGCACACCGUCACCUCCCAGCAUGCUCUGGGGCAACAGACACCAAUCAAAGAGGAGCAGAUUUCAACAAGGCCAGGUACUGCAAAAGAGGAGGAGAGAAUGGAGGAGAAGGAGAAGAAAGAGGUGGAGGAGGAGAUAAAGCAGGAAGAGGAAAGUCCAGCGUCAACAUCAACACUGAGUCCAUUGUCGUCUUGUGCAGGAGAGGAGGAGGGGGAGGAGGAGGAGGAGGAGGAGGAGGACAGGACAUCUGUGGAUGUGGUCUGCUUGAACGGAGGAGAAAACAGCGGUGGAGAGGAGGAAGAGCGGAGAGAGAGAGGAGGCACAGGAGGAGGUGGAGAGGAGGAAGCAGGUGGGGGAGGAGAGGGAGAGCAGGGAGGAGAGGGUGAGGAGGAGGAGGAGGAAGGACAGAGGGAGGAUGGGGGAGGAGAGAGGGACGAGGACGGAGAGAAGGACAAGGAUGAAGAUCAGGACCGGCAGGGCGAGGAGGAGGAGGAGGAGGACUUUGAUGACCUCACCCAAGAUGAAGACGAGGAGGAAGUGAUGUCGUCAGCGUCGGAGGAGUCUGUGCUGUCUGUUCCAGAGUUACAGGAGACCAUGAAGCAGUUGACCUGGCUGGCGGCGGAGCGGCGGCUCUGUGCAGACGGCGACUCGGAGGAGGAUCACUCUCCGAUGUCGGCCGGCUCUCAGGAAGAAGAAGAGGAGGAGGAAGAGGAAGGGCCUAAAGGGGAGGAGUCCGGAGAAGGGAGGAGCAGUAAGACGGGAAGAGACAAGGAGACUCCAUCAGGAGAGGGGACGCCCAGAGGAGGAGGGAGGUGUCCCGGACGAGGACGAGGUCGCAGCCGACCUUUGCGUGGGCUGAGGAGAAGUCGUCAGGAGCGCCACAGUAAAGACGCCGCUAAACUGCUGCUGCUGUACGAUGAAAACAUCCUGGACAACGACCCGCACAGAGAGAGCAAAGAUGUGGCGUUCGCUCAGAGUUACCUGAGCAGGGUGCGUGAGGCGCUGCAGGACAUACCUGGGCAGGUGGAGGAGUUUGUGUCUCUGCUGAACGAAUUCGAGCAGGUGGGAGACGGACAGGAAGUGAUUUUGUUGUUCAGGAAGCUGCGCUGCAUCCUGGGAGACCGCACUGACCUUCUCCGAGAUUUCGCCGCAUUCCUGCACCCUGAGCAGGCGCUGCAGUGUGGACUGUUUGAAGAGCAGCAGGCGUUUGAACGCAGCCGUCGUUUCCUGCGACAGUUAGAGAUCAGUUUUGGAGAUAAUCCCUCACAUUAUCAGAAGAUCAUCAAAGCUCUACAGACCGGUCCAGACCUGAGUCCAACCAGCAUCCAUGAGCUUAAGUCUCAAAUGGCCACGCUGCUAAAAGGCCACACCCAUCUGCAAGCUGAAUUCUGGGUGUUUUUUGAUGAGCUCCGCCCACCGCCGGCCCGCCCAGGGCAGUUUGAAGAAGCUCAUUGGCCGGAGGACGGAGGGGGCGGGUCAGAUGGUGGAGAGGGCGUUGGCCAGGUGUUUGGAGGCGGGGCCAGCUGCGGCUUUGAGGAGGUGACGCUCCCUGAGCUCGAAGAGGAAGAGGAGGGGCAUAAGAUCCAGCCAAUGACAAGCCGGCGCCGGAGGCGGAAGAUGGAUGCCCACAGAAACUACAAGGACUGUGAUUGGCCCUGCCUCUGUCGGGACGCAAAGAUCCGCAGACACAGGAGGAAAGGAUGCUCUCAUUGCCAUGGCAACAAGACGUCAGGGGGCGUGUCUAGAGCCAUGAAAAGUCUGGACCCUCUCUACUCUCAGAUAAGGUCCGCCCAUGACGAAACAGGUGACAAAGACCUGGACCUGAAGGGGGAUGAUGACAGUCCACAACCAGAUCGCACUGGUGCAUCAUGGGAAGGCUCGUUCCCUCUGAUGGAUGAGAAAGAGGAGGAGGAGGAGGAGCUGGAUGAGGAGGAGGAGGAUGAAAAUGAAGAGGAGAGGAAGACCAGUGAGAAGGAGCAGAGCCUGGUGGUGAAUAGGAGCAGCAGAGAGGAGUUGGUGGAGGGAUGCUCCUCAAAUUCUUCCACCACCUGCUCUAUCACCUCCAUCACCACCUCCAACUCCAUCACCACCACCUCCUCUAUCACCACCUCCUCCUCUAUCACCACCACCACCUCCUCUAUCACCUCUAUCACCACCUCCUCCUCUAUCACCACCACCUCCUCUUCUGUUACCUCUGUCACCACCUCCUCCUCCCUGAUCUCCAACCCAUCUAUCACCUCCUGCCUCAUCACUUCUAUCGCAGUAACCUCCUCUGUCUCCUCCUCGCCCUCCUCUUGCACCUCCUCCAUCACAUCUAUCACCUCCCCGUCUAUCUCUCCCACUAUCCUCUCCUCCUCUCCCUCUGUAUGCGCCUCCUCCUCUGCUCCUCCUUGGCCGAGUCCUCCUCUUGACCUCCCUGUCUGCGCCAAGAACAUUUCUCUGACGGCGAGCGGAGAGAAAGUCAUCCUCUGGACCAGAGAAGCAGAUCGAGUCAUUUUGACAACUUGUCAGCAGGAAGGAGCCAAUCAGAACACCUUCCAGUCCAUCUCUACUCUGCUCGGCAACAAGACUCCGAGCGAGGUGUCUCGCAGGUUUCGGGAUUUGAUGCGUUUGUUUCGGACAGCGGCUCGCCAGACAAGUUCAGAGGACGAGGCUCCGCCCACUGAGCCGGCAGAAGCCAAUGACGAAGAAGAUUGAUAUUAACCAAUCAGAAGAGCUGCAGGAAUUUUUUUUUUAUAUUCCAAGGACUUUUAUUGUGAAAGUUUAGAGAUGUGUUUACUGUCUAUAAAAAUACUGUAAAUAUGAAAAUAUAUGAAAGAUUAUUUAAUGUUUUUGUACAAAGGUGGCGUUUUUG
Plectropomus leopardus (leopard coralgrouper) is the source of this 5803-nucleotide messenger RNA. The record is from RefSeq and is a predicted model, not a curated record. Lineage: Eukaryota; Metazoa; Chordata; Actinopteri; Perciformes; Serranidae.